This is a messenger RNA of Protopolystoma xenopodis, 318 nucleotides long. NCBI's taxonomy places the organism in Eukaryota, Metazoa, Platyhelminthes, Monogenea, Polystomatidea, Polystomatidae. The record is from the annotation of a GenBank genome assembly.
AUGAAGGUCCUCCUAACAAUGCUAUCUCAGCAGAUUCAUCGAAAGCAAGUUUCUCUUCGUAUCUACAUUUCUACCUUUUCUUUCUGCCAUCCCCCGACAGUACUCUUCUGGAGGCACGUCCAACUGCCUGGUCUCCAAGUCGCGUCUGCCCGACGGUCCACUCCAGCCGUCCGACCUGGAGCUAGAUCAUUUGAGUCCGUCAGUUGCUGGGCAACACCGACUCCGUCUCAGUGCCAGCCCAUCGGUCGGCCCGUCGGUGAGCACCAACUAUGCCAUGUUGACGCUGUGCGACGUCGAGGCGGCCUCGGAGAGCUUUGA